Messenger RNA from Acyrthosiphon pisum (pea aphid), 1020 nucleotides. RefSeq names its product protein ALP1-like. Lineage: Eukaryota; Metazoa; Arthropoda; Insecta; Hemiptera; Aphididae. The record is from RefSeq and is a predicted model, not a curated record. The transcript is spliced from 3 exons. Bases 1 to 1020 code for a protein of 339 amino acids.
AUGUUACCCGAUAGAGCGUUGUUCGAUUAUGAGGUUAUAAAAUACGCUGUCAUGUUGAAAAUACCUCAUUUCAUUGGUGUAUUUUCUAGAGACAAGUUGCCACAACGUUUAAAAAAUCAAGAGUCGGCUGUAGUUAAUUUAGACACUGAAAUCGGUACAGGUACUCAUUGGGUAGCGUAUAAGAAAAUCGGAAAACAAGUUUUAUCUACUGGCACAAGUUUUGGUGCAUUACAAUUUGAUUUUUACAUUGCUCGGAGUACUAUUGGGGAAAUCGUAAAAGAGACAUGUACGAUUUUAUGGAUGGUUUUACAACCGAAAGAAAUGCCAGAGCCUUCAACAGAAAGAUGGGUUGAAAUUGCAAAUACUUUUUAUGAUAAGACUAAUUUUCCAAACUGCUUAGGGGCAAUAGAUGGUAAGCAUAUUCGAUGUAAAGGUCCAAACAAUUCAGACUCAUUAUACUUCAACUACAAAAAGUACUUUUCGAUUGUGUUGAUGGCGAUUGCUGAUGCCAACUUAUGUUUCAUUGCAAUUGAUGUUGGUGCCUAUGGGAAAGAGGGUGAUUCAAAUGUAUUUAAAGAGAGUUGUUUUGGAAAAAAACUUUAUUCAAAUCAACUCAAACUACCAGAAUUAGCAAAUUUACCAAACACAAAUGAACAUCCUCAGCCUUUUGUAUUUAUCGGAGACGAGGCAUUCGCCUUACAUUCGAACUUAUUAAGACCAUACCCAGGACGUGGUCUUAAUGAUACUAAACGGGUAUUCAACUAUAGGCUAUCAAGGGCAAGAAGGACGGUAGAAUUUGAGCCUGAUUUUGUGGACGAAAUAAUUAAAUCGUGUUGUGUUCUACACAACUUUGUUCGAAGAAGGGAUGGCUUCAACAACGAAGAUACAGAAACCAAUAUGUUGGAUGAUAUUGAAGUUCGUGGUACUGGUGCUCGUACUCAAGGUACAGAAGUUAGAGACUACUUCGCAAAAUAUUUCAUGGGACCUGGAUCUGUGCCAUUCCAAUUUCAAAAAAUUUAA